Messenger RNA from Aspergillus japonicus CBS 114.51, 4544 nucleotides. Its product is annotated as putative RSC complex subunit (Sth1). The record is from RefSeq and is a predicted model, not a curated record. NCBI's taxonomy places the organism in Eukaryota, Fungi, Ascomycota, Eurotiomycetes, Eurotiales, Aspergillaceae. Gene Ontology annotation, biological process: positive regulation of transcription by RNA polymerase II. The transcript has 4 exons. Bases 152 to 4393 code for a protein of 1413 amino acids. Gene Ontology annotation, cellular component: nucleus. Gene Ontology annotation, molecular function: DNA binding; ATP binding; histone binding.
CCCAUCGCUCCCCUCGCGCGAUCCCUCAUUUACCGUCGCCCGCUCCCAAUUCCCACGUGUUUUCCUAAGCGCUUCACUGUGCCCCGUCGCAACCCAGGCCUCCCUCGUGUCUCCUGCGUUGCUUAUGAAUAAAACAACCACGCGCUAGAGCAUGGCCUCUCUCCAGUCAGCACCCAAUAUGGCGGCUGGAAACAUGAGCUUGCCGCCGAAUUUGACGCAGCAACACAUUCAAGAAGUCCUGCAGAAAUACAAGCAGAUGCAAGAACAAGGCGUGCGCCAUGACGAUCCCGAAUACCUCAAAGCCCACAACCUGCUUUCAGCAGUCCAACGGCAACAAGUAUUUCAGAAGCAGAGGUUCGCCCAACAGCAGCUUCAGGCGCAACAACGCCAGCAGCAGCUCAAUGGCGUGACUCCAGAUACCGCCGCCGCCGCCGCCGCAAAUGGUGUCAAUGGCCGCGGCAAUCCCGCCACAGCCCCUGUCAAUGUGGUAUCGGAUGGAUCCUCAGCUACGUCCGCUGCUGCUCAGCAGGCUUCAGGCCAGAUUCCCUCCCAAAAGGGUAUGUCUGUUGCCAGCAGUAGCUUUUCUGCCGAGCAAUUGGCGACGCUUCGGAACCAGAUCUUGGCCUUCAAGAUGCUAUCCAAGAACCUCCCGAUCCCAGCUCGAGUUCAACAACAGCUCUUUCCUCCCAAAAAGGCGCAGACUCCGGCCCCUGCAGAUGCCAUCGCGGCUGCUGAGAACGUUUUGGACAGCGCUGCCCAAGGGAAGACUGAUUCAUCUAUGAACGUGGAAGAGGAGGCCCAGGCUAAGGACUUCUACCAAACCUUCCAGUCACCCUAUGAUCUGAUACCCAAAACCAUUGGCUUUACGGAUCAUACCUCUCGUGCUAAUCGCAUGCGCGUUCCUGCUUUGAUGCCCGCUGGCAUUGACAUGGACCAAGUGCGCGAAGAGCGGGAACUUGCACUCUACAACAGGAUCAACGCGCGGAAGGCUGAGCUGGCUGAGCUUCCGGCCAGUCUCGGUGUCUGGGACUCUAGCCAGAGUGACACUGCCACGGGCGACGACUCCCUGAAGCUGAAAGCUUUGAUUGAGUAUAAGAUGCUUAGCCUGUUGCCCAAACAGAAGCUUCUCCGCAAGCAAAUGCAACACGAAAUGUUUCACUUCGAUAAUCUGGGUAUGACGGCAAACCGCUCUAGCCAUCGCCGGAUGAAGAAGCAGAACUUGCGCGAAGCUCGCAUUACGGAGAAGUUGGAAAAGCAACAACGCGAUGCGCGCGAAACCAGAGAGAAGCGUAAACAGUACGAUCAUCUCCAGGCCAUCCUUAACCACGGCGCGGAACUGCAAAAUGCUGCCGCUCAGCAGCGCACCCGUGCGCAGAAACUGGGUCGGAUGAUGCUUCAACACCAUCAACAUAUGGAGCGUGAAGAGCAGAGACGUGUCGAGCGUACUGCCAAGCAACGUCUCCAGGCCUUAAAGGCUAACGAUGAGGAGACUUACUUGAAACUGCUCGGGCAAGCCAAGGAUUCUCGUAUCUCUCACCUGUUGAAACAGACCGACAACUUCCUCAAACAGCUUGCUGCCUCCGUGCGGGAGCAGCAGCGCAGCCUUGCUGAGCGUUAUGGUGAAGAAGAUCAGUUCUUCGAGGAGGAGGAAGAGGAGGAAGAAAUCGCUUCUGGAAGUGAAGACGAAGGCGAUGGCAGAAAGAAAAUCGACUACUAUGCUGUUGCUCAUCGUAUCAAGGAAGAAGUCACUGUCCAGCCAAGCAUCCUUGUUGGCGGUACUCUGAAAGAGUAUCAGAUGAAGGGUCUGCAGUGGAUGAUUUCACUUUACAACAACAACCUCAAUGGUAUCCUGGCAGAUGAGAUGGGUCUUGGAAAAACCAUUCAGACCAUCAGCUUGAUCACCUACAUUAUUGAGAGAAAGAAGAACAACGGACCUUUCCUCGUCAUUGUUCCUCUAAGUACCCUCACCAACUGGAACCUGGAAUUCGAGAAAUGGGCACCUUCAGUUUCGAGGGUUGUCUAUAAGGGCCCCCCCAAUGCGCGCAAACAGCAGCAACAACAGAUCCGAUGGGGCAAUUUCCAGGUCCUUCUGACCACCUACGAAUACAUCAUCAAGGAUCGCCCAAUCCUGAGCAAGAUCAAGUGGACCCAUAUGAUUGUCGAUGAAGGUCAUCGUAUGAAGAAUACGCAGUCUAAGUUGAGCAGUACUUUGUCGCAGUACUAUACCAGCCGUUACCGUCUGAUUCUGACCGGUACUCCCCUGCAAAACAAUCUCCCAGAAUUGUGGGCUCUGCUCAACUUCGUUUUGCCGAACAUCUUCAAAUCCGUGAAAUCUUUUGACGAGUGGUUCAACACACCGUUCGCUAACACGGGUGGACAAGAUCGCAUGGAACUCAGCGAAGAAGAACAGUUGCUCGUCAUUCGUCGUUUGCACAAGGUUCUCCGACCUUUCCUGCUCCGACGUCUGAAGAAGGAUGUCGAGAAGGAUCUGCCCGACAAACAAGAAAGAGUCAUCAAGUGUCGGUUCUCUGCUCUGCAAGCUAAGCUUUAUAGGCAGCUUGUCACUCACAACAAAAUGGCCGUCAGUGAUGGCAAGGGUGGCAAGACCGGCAUGCGUGGUCUCAGUAACAUGUUGAUGCAGCUGAGAAAACUUUGUAACCAUCCAUUUGUUUUCGAGCCUGUUGAAGAUCAAAUGAACCCUGGACGCGGGACCAACGAUCUACUCUGGCGUACGGCCGGUAAAUUCGAACUUCUGGACAGAAUCUUGCCCAAGUUCCGUGCCACUGGCCACCGUGUCUUGAUGUUUUUCCAGAUGACUCAGAUCAUGAACAUUAUGGAGGAUUUCUUGCGCCUUCGUGGCCUGAAAUAUCUCCGUCUCGAUGGUUCUACCAAGUCCGAUGAUCGGUCGGAUCUUUUGAAGAAGUUCAACGCCGAAGGCUCCGAGUACUUCUGCUUCUUGUUGUCAACACGUGCGGGUGGUCUUGGUCUUAAUCUUCAGACCGCUGACACCGUUAUUAUCUUCGAUUCCGAUUGGAAUCCCCAUCAGGAUCUGCAGGCGCAAGAUCGAGCUCAUCGUAUUGGUCAAAAGAACGAAGUUCGUAUCUUGCGUCUCAUCAGCUCCAACUCGGUUGAAGAGAAAAUUUUAGAACGUGCACAGUUCAAGCUUGAUAUGGACGGCAAAGUCAUUCAAGCAGGAAAAUUCGAUAACAAGUCAACCAACGAAGAACGUGACGCACUCUUGCGGACACUGCUGGAGACGGCAGAGGCCGCUGAUCAAAUUGGCGAUCAGGAGGAGAUGGAUGACGACGACCUCAACGAUAUUAUGGCACGAUCGGACGACGAACUGAUCACGUUCCAGCGUAUCGACAAGGAGCGGCAAAAGAAUACUCCAUACGGUCCUGGCCACAAAUAUCCUCGCCUCAUGUGCGAAGAAGAACUGCCAGAUAUCUAUCUCACUGAAGAAAAUCCGGUCACAGAAGAAGUUGAGGUUGACUUGGGUGGUCGUGGUGCACGUGAACGCAAGGUGACCCGCUACGACGAUGGUCUCACGGAAGAACAAUGGCUCAUGGCUGUGGAUGCCGAUGACGAUACCAUCGAAGAUGCGAUCGCCAGAAAGGAAGCCAGAGUUGAGCGCCGUCGUAUCAACAAGGAGAAGCGCAGCCGGAAGGCAGGUGUUGAAUCUUCACCGGAACCGUCGCGGGAGAGCUCGGAAGCCCCUCAACCAAAGAAACGUCGCCGCGGACCUGCUCCCAAGCGCAAGGCAGAGGAGGUUGUGGAAGAAACGCCUCAGCCCAAGCGGAAGAGAGGAAGACAAGCCAAACCCAUCGAAACUCUGAGCAGCGAGGAUCGCGCAAUCCUGCAGCGCAUCGUUAACAAUGUCUAUCAGUCAUUGAUGGACAUGGAGCAGGAGUUGCCAGCAGAUUCUUCGGACAGUGAGGACGGGCCCGUGACCCGGUCUAUCAUCGAACCUUUCAUGAAGCCGCCUCCCAAGUCGCAGUAUCCUGACUACUACAUGAUCAUUCACAACCCAAUCGCUAUGGAGAUGAUCAAAAAGAAGAUCAACCGUGAAGAGUACCAGAACCUGAAGGACUUCCGUAAUGACAUCCACCUUCUGUGUCAGAACGCUCGAACCUACAAUGAGGACGGCAGCAUCCUAUUCCAGGAUGCCAACGACAUCGAGGCCAAAUGUCUAUCCGAACUGAAGAAGGAAACCGAAGCUCAUCCCCAGUUCGCCGAUUAUGACGACCUAGGUGGCAAUGAUCAACCCGCUGCGGCUUCUGGCACCGACACGCCCGGUCCUGUUGCAACGCCCAAACUGAAGCUGACCUUCAACAGUGGCAACCGGGACAGCAUGGGACCGACUGGCGGCAGUGGUGUGAACGAGGAUGAAUGAACCGCUAAUAGACGCUUUGCAGAUAUAGUGGGCUGAUUUCCGAUAUGUUUUAACGUGUUGCAAAACCUUUGCUUAAUUGCACAUUACCUUCUAUACUGUUUUGAUUCUCCUCUUUAUUUUCACCCUUCUGUGUUUCUUGACAUGCCCUCUU